UCCUCAGCCUCACUAGCUCUUCACUAACUCAACUCUGUGGGAAUCAAAUAAUCCAAAGGAAUUUUAUACGUCUCUUCUCUUACAAAAAGCUCACCACUCAAACCUACUUGCCGCCGCGUCUCCGCCAAAGCUUUCAUUUUUACUGCCGGUUAAACAAAGGGUUUGUUUCUUCUUAAAAGCUGUUAACUUUUUUUUUCCUUAUUCUAAGCUUAAGUUAUCUUUGGGGUUGUAAUAAAGUUGCAGCCUUUUUAAGUUUCAACAAUUUGUCGACACAAAAAAAAAAAAAUGUCGGGUUUUGGAUUGUCACAUUUGGUGAAUGUUAAGAACGAUGUUGUUUUAAGGAAUUUAUGGAGUCAAGAUUUGAGCUUUAUUAAAAAUGGUGGUAAAAGUUUUGUUUUUCCAAUGAAGAAGAGACAAAGGGUAGUGAUUUUAAGUUUAGCUCACCGGCCUGAGGCGGAGGCUGAGGCGGAGGCGCAAGCUGGGGCGGCGACGAGUAUAGUAACAAAGGGAAGUAGUGAGAGUAGUGAGAGUAGUAUUAGGAAAGAAGAAGUUAGGAUUUUUGGGGAAGCUAAAAUUGAUGCAGGAAAUGGUGGGGGUUCUUUUUAUGGGAAUGGUGGCAAUGGUGGCGGUGGUGGAGGAGACGACGGUGGUGAUGGCGGUGAUGGUGAAAAGGGUGAUCCUGAAGAAGAAGAAUUUGGACCAUUAAUGAAGUUUGAGGAUGUAAUGAGGGAGACAAAUGCUAGAGGAGCUACUCUUCCUUCAGACAUGAUGGAGGCUGCAAAGACUGUUGGGAUUCGUAAAUUGCUUCUUCUUCGGUAUUUAGAUUUGCAGGGAUCAAGCUGGCCUUUAGGAUUUGCAAUGAGGUCAUGGGGAAUGCUUCGAAACCGAAUGUUAGCCGACCCGUCUUUUCUUUUCAAAAUCGGAACUGAGAUAGUGAUCGAUUCGUGUUGUGCUACCCUCGCGGAAGUUCAAAAGAGGGGAAAGGAUUUUUGGGCAGAAUUCGAGUUGUAUGUUGCUGAUCUUUUAGUCGGAGUGGUAGUGAACAUUGCUUUAGUUGGUAUGUUAGCACCUUAUGCACGUAUCGGACAACCAUCUAUAUCGAAAGGAUUCCUUGGAGGCAUCCAAAAGGCUUAUAACGCCCUCCCUAGCAGUGUGUUCGAAGCGGAAAGACCAGGUUGUCGAUUUACGGUAAACCAGAGAAUUGGUACUUACUUUUAUAAGGGAGUAUUGUAUGGAACGGUUGGAUUUGCAUGUGGUAUUAUUGGCCAAGGGAUCGCGAAUUUGAUAAUGACUGCCAAGAGGAGCAUGAAAAAAUCGGAAGAGGACAUACCUGUGCCACCUCUUAUAAAGAGUGCAGCUCUCUGGGGUGUUUUUCUCGCGGUUUCAUCUAAUACUCGAUACCAAAUCAUCAACGGAUUGGAACGGUUGGUGGAGGCAUCUCCUUUGGCCAAACAAGUUCCACCCGUUGCAAUGGCGUUCACCGUCGGCGUGCGGUUUGCCAAUAACAUAUACGGCGGGAUGCAAUUCGUUGAUUGGGCUAGAUUGAGUGGCGUGCAAUAAACUGCAAACAUGGUUUUCAUGUACUUUAGCUAUAAAUAUCCCCUAUUUAACCAUUUGGGGGGGGGGGGUUAUAGUUAUGGUGUUAAACAUCAAUGUUUUAGGCACAAAUCUUUUGAAUUAAAAGAUGAAUUGUUUGGUUGCAAGGCUGAAAAGCAAAAGAAUGUAAUGCACUUUUGAUUGAGUCCCCAAAGUAUCAUAUCGUAUCAAUUGGGUUCUUCUAUUAA
This is a messenger RNA of Gossypium arboreum, 1784 nucleotides long. Its product is annotated as protein RETICULATA, chloroplastic-like. Gene Ontology annotation, cellular component: chloroplast inner membrane. The record is from RefSeq and is a predicted model, not a curated record. The transcript is spliced from 7 exons. The coding region runs from base 286 to 1560 and encodes 424 amino acids. Gene Ontology annotation, biological process: plant organ development. NCBI's taxonomy places the organism in Eukaryota, Viridiplantae, Streptophyta, Magnoliopsida, Malvales, Malvaceae.